Messenger RNA from Pollicipes pollicipes, 408 nucleotides. Its product is annotated as carbonic anhydrase-related protein 10-like. Bases 1 to 408 code for a protein of 135 amino acids. NCBI's taxonomy places the organism in Eukaryota, Metazoa, Arthropoda, Thecostraca, Pollicipedomorpha, Pollicipedidae. The record is from RefSeq and is a predicted model, not a curated record. The transcript is spliced from 5 exons.
AUGAGGCUCACCCCGCUGACACAAAUCUGUUCGGCACAUGUGUACCUGCAGUGUGUAUACAAAGUUUGGCUGUCCUCAGGUGUGAGUUGCGUCGUUUGGGACCAGUGGUGGACCUACGAUGGCAUAUCAGGCACCUCGUACUGGGGGGUGUUUAACCCGGACUGGGGCACGUGUCACAAGGGUCGUCGGCAGUCGCCCAUCAACGUCGAGCCCGAUUCACUUCUGUUCGACCCACAACUGGGCUAUCUACACGUCGACAAUGCCGCCGUGUCGGGCUGCCUGAGGAACUCCGGGCACGGGCUGGUGUUCAGCGUACUGGACUCGCACCGGGGUCAGGUCAAUAUCACCGGUGCCUCGCUCAGCUACGGAGAGCGGCUGCUGCGCUGGAUCCGACGCCGGAUCCCGUGA